Cryptomeria japonica (Japanese cedar) is the source of this 2380-nucleotide messenger RNA. RefSeq names its product endoglucanase 25. The record is from RefSeq and is a predicted model, not a curated record. Gene Ontology annotation, molecular function: hydrolase activity, hydrolyzing O-glycosyl compounds. Gene Ontology annotation, biological process: carbohydrate metabolic process. Lineage: Eukaryota; Viridiplantae; Streptophyta; Pinopsida; Cupressales; Cupressaceae. The transcript has 6 exons. Bases 177 to 2114 code for a protein of 645 amino acids.
UCGUAAAGUCCGCUUUCGACUUCAAUUCCAAGACAAACCAUUCACAAUAUAGACAAAACUCCUCGCUACCUACUAUCAAAAGAGAGAGAUCACUAAUCAAUUUAUAGAAUCAAAACCUUCAUCUCCAUUCUGAUCGAUCUCUGUAUCUGCAACCAGUUACUUCGUCUACAGUAAAAAUGAGAGCUUUCGGCUCGUCCAGGUCGGGAAACUCUUUCGAAAUGUCUACGGACAGUUCGGGCAUGGGCGACUGUAGUAUUUCCACCACACAAUACUACAACAUGACACCAUUCAAAGAAUACAUUGGCGUUAGUAGUGGGAUGAGCCCAGAAUCGGGGUAUGGUAGGAAUAUGUCCAGUCAAGAGAUUGAAGAAACCCAAAAGAGUUGGCUGCUCCAUCCCCUGGAUAUUGGUGGCUCCAGAAAGACUGUUAAUUUGGGUUUUUUUAUAUGCAAGAAAUCCAUGUUUGCAAAUUUUAUUUACACAAUUUUCAUUGCAGUGAUUCUAGCUGGAUUAGUUGCUGCUAUUGUCAUAUUUGCACCCAGAAAACAUCACCAUUCCUCCCCCCCUGAUAAAUACACACUCGCUCUGCAUCAAGCGCUCUUGUUUUUUGAUGCCCAGAAAUCUGGCUAUUUGAAUUCCUCAAACAUAAGAGUUGAAUUCAGGGGAGAUUCUGGACUGCAAGACGGCCAUUUUCGCAAUAAGGAAGUUGAUUUGGUUGGAGGGUAUUACGAUUCAGGAAACAAUAUAAAAUUUGGGUUUCCGACGGCUUAUACCAUUACUUUGAUUAGCUGGAGCGUGCUUGAAUACAGGGAGAAGUAUGAAGCAGCAGGGGAGCUUGAUCAUGUCAAGGAUAUAAUCCAAUGGGGCACCGAUUAUCUGCUCAAGACUUUCAACUCAUCAAAUCCUCAAAUCGACACUAUAUAUUCGCAGGUGGGGUCUGCAAUAAAUGAUAUAGAGUGUUGGCAGAGGCCUGAAGACAUGGAGUACAAAAGGCCCGUUUCAGAAUGCAAAGGGGGUGCCUCCGAUUUGGCAGGCGAAAUGGCUGCUGCUCUGGGCGCUGCUUCUCUUGUGUUUAAGGACAGCGAGUACUCUGCCAAAUUGGUGGAGGCUGCCCAGAAAGUGUAUGAAUUUGCCCAGAAAUCGGAAAAGGGCAAAUACACAGACUCAGACCCAGCCUGUGGUGGGGCCGCUGUGGGUUUCUAUAAUUCUUCUGGAUAUUACGACGAGUUGAUGUGGGGUGGAGUUUGGGUUUUCUUUGCAACGGGGAAUUGGUCUUACCUGCAACACGCCCUCAAUGGAUAUAACACCGAUAACAAGACAUCCCUCAAUGGAGUUUUUGAUUGGGACGAUAAACUCUUCGCAACACAGGUUCUGUUAACAAGGCUGAGGAUUGUAGUGGACCCUGGGUACCCCUAUGUAAAGGUGCUUAAGUCCUCCACUGAAACAACCGAGGCAACAAUGUGCUCCUAUCUCCCAGACUACCCUAACUUUGAUCGCACUCCAGGUGGGCUAGUACUUGUGAAGCCAGGUGAAAAUGGUGGACAUCUCCAGUAUGCUGCAACCUCAGCCUUUUUGAGCAAACUAUACAGCGACUAUCUAUCCAUAAUAGGGGUUGAUGGAUGGACGUGUGGAUCUGAUUAUCACCGCUCACAACUGCUGCAACAAUUCUCAACAUCUCAGAUUGAUUACAUUCUGGGAAAGAAUCCGAUGAACAUGAGCUACGUUGUGGGAUUUGGAAAGAAAUAUCCAAGCCACGUAUAUCACCGAGGUGCAUCAAUCCCUUCAAUCUCCAUUGACAAGCAUCAGUACAGCUGCAGUGAAGGGAAAAAAUGGUUGACAGAAACAGCAGGCAACCCAAACUGCUUGAAUGGCUCCAUGGUGGGUGGCCCUGGAUCCCUAGAUCAAUUUUCUGAUGAUCGGACUAAACCAAACUUCACCCAACCCACUAUUGCUGCAAAUGCUGGAUUACUUGCUGCUCUUGUUGCGCACUCUAUGCCAGGGAAACCUCCUUCUUCUUCUUCUUGGAGAGAUGAUCGGAUGAUUGACUCUCACACCAUCUUUUCCAAUAUCCUUUUACCUCCUCCAUCUUCUGCUCCACCUCCUACCAAUCCCUAAUUCAUUCAUAUGCUCGCCUCAUUACUAGACACUCUCAUUCUUUAUUUUUUGUUUCAUGAAUGCAUAAAUUGAUUGAGGACGACUUUUAUUUUACUUUCAAUGUAUCAAUGAAUUGGGUGACAUGGAAGCUAAUUUUCAAUGAUCAAUUUGAAAGGGCUAUUCAUUUUAAUUUCAACAAAAUUAAGACUAAGUUAUAAUGUCUGGGAAUAAGACAUGGAAGAAGAAUAUUUGAAGAGAAAGGUCUUUAUAGUCUUGAGACUCACAUU